AUGGCUGGCGCACCAGAUCCGAAGGUAGUUGACAGGCUUCAGAGAACAUUUUCGGGCCUCGACGACAAUCUGAAUUACCAAGAUGGACAUGGUAUCUCGAGAGGAUAUAACACCUACAAGAAUGCACACAAAGACGCCAACGCUGCUGCCACAACUUACAGAGAUGCGGCCGAAGGGCUGCAGUUGAAUCGCCCAUAUGAUCAGAACAACCAACCCAUAGGUGGGCUUGUGGCAGGCAGGAUGUUCAACGGCACAGGACAUCGGGCCUUGGAUCCUGUUGCUGGCAAUGCUGCUGAUGCUUUUAAUGUUCAUACCGAACGCCGCGAGUCCUUCAACAAUAAAUACAAGGAAGUUCUCAUAGCCAAAAAUGAAUAUGCAGGCCAUGUACAACAAGCGGUCCAAUCCCAGAAAGCUGAGACUAGAUACAAUAGGAUUCAGCAACAGCAUCAGCAGUAUGGUCAACAACAACAAACUCGGCAGCAACCACAGGCCCAGCAGCAACCACAGGCCAUUAACCCUGGCGAUUGGGUAUGGUAUGAUCAGUACCAGAAAUGGGGACGUCAAGUACAGGGAACUUGGGAAUGGGCAUGA
This is a messenger RNA of Trematosphaeria pertusa, 591 nucleotides long. RefSeq lists its product as uncharacterized. The record is from RefSeq and is a predicted model, not a curated record. Bases 1 to 591 code for a protein of 196 amino acids. The transcript is spliced from 2 exons. NCBI's taxonomy places the organism in Eukaryota, Fungi, Ascomycota, Dothideomycetes, Pleosporales, Trematosphaeriaceae.